Molecule: messenger RNA, 663 nt
Organism: Scutellospora calospora
Lineage: Eukaryota; Fungi; Glomeromycota; Glomeromycetes; Diversisporales; Gigasporaceae
Source: the annotation of a GenBank genome assembly
AUGAUGUUAUUACAUGGUGAACAAUAUCUUGAACUCAAGAAACCUAUUCCCACUUCUGGCAAAUUAAUCUCAACUCCGCGUAUCAUUGAUAUUCUUGACAAAGGUAAAGGAGCUUCAAUUAUUCUCGGUAUAAUUACCAAAGAUGAAAGAGGUGAAAUCGUAUUUGAAAAUGAAACAACCUUAUUCAUUCGUGGAAUUGGUGGUUUUGGUGGUCGAAAAACUGGUGAUGAUCGAGGAGCAGCUACGGCAUCAAAUACACCACCAAAACGUCCUCCGGAUACAGUUAUGCAAGAAAAAACUGUCGAAUCACAAGCAGCCAUAUAUCGUCUAAGUGGUGAUUAUAAUCCACUGCAUAUCGAUCCUAAUAUGUCUGCGAUGGGCGGUUUUGAAGUACCAAUUCUUCAUGGAAUGUGUACCUACGGUAUAUCAGGCAAGCAUGUGUAUACAAAAUAUUGUAACAAUGAUCCUAACAAUUUUAAGAGUAUAAAAGCUCGACUUGCCGCACCGGUUUUUCCUGGAGAAACACUUGAAACACAAAUGUGGAAGGAAGGAAAUAAAGUCAUUUUUCAAACACGCGUUGUCGAACGAGAUAUCAUUUGUGUUGCGUCUGCAGCGGUUGAAUUGAAAAGUUCAGAUGGAGGCAGGGUUAAAUCCAAAUUGUAA